Molecule: messenger RNA, 1171 nt
Organism: Pistacia vera
Lineage: Eukaryota; Viridiplantae; Streptophyta; Magnoliopsida; Sapindales; Anacardiaceae
Exons: 1
Coding region: 596-1069 (157 amino acids)
Source: RefSeq, a predicted model, not a curated record
UAAUUAUAUGAUGUCUGGAAGUUCCAAUAUCGAUAUAUUUUCCUGUUGGUACAAGCCAGUUCUAUUUUAAUGCCUUGUUGAGGCUUGAGUGUGGCGGUCAUUACUCAUUUGGAUGAUACCCACUGUUAAUUUUCUAUUUCUGUUCAAGUUGAAGGACCGAUAGCAAGAACUCUAAUAUGCAAAUCGUUUUGAAACUGAAGUCGUGAAGAAAAAUAUUUCAGAUGCAGUAACUUUUUACCUAUUCUAACAGGUAACCUUACGUUGACAGAAGGCUUGAAGUUAUUCAGGAACUCUUCCAAUUUCACAAUGUGAAUUAGAAAUGAAGGAACCAUUGGGACAGCUAAUGAUUCCUUAACGUCUAGUAUUCUAUUAUAUUUGAUAGUCCCACUUGAAAGCUAUUGAUGCAACAUGUGAUUUGAGGUGAGGAGUAACUGCCACCUUUUUUUAAUUUAGCUCUGCCACAUAUCAUUCUUUUUUGCUUUACCCUUCAUAAUACCUCCCAAGAGGACAAGGAACCUAUUCCUUAACAACACACAAAUGACUUGGAUAAACCAUUUUACUUCUCCAUCAUUACGUCCUUCCUCAUUCUUCAUUCAUGGCUAUGGAGGAUCGGAACAUGCUUGCUGCAGAUUGUGUUGUAAUUUCUUGUUGCUGCCAAUGCUUGAUCCUUCAAAUCAUCUUCUUUGUCUUGCUCAAACUUCCGUGGAAGCUCAUUCGAAAAGCAAAAGAAUAUGCUAAGAUGAAGAUUCGACGUACAAGGAAACAGGAGAUAAUUAUCAAAACAAUGAAGGGUCGAUAUGAAGAUGAGUUUUUGCAAUGUCAUGGUGGUUCUGAGUUAACUAUUCAAGUUGAAAGCUCUGGUUUAAGGUGUUGUCUGGAGGAAGUUGAGAAGGUGUUGGAGGAGUUUUCAGAGAAGGGAGAGUUUGCAUUUGGAAGCUUUUGGGGCAGGGAGAAAUCAAGCAGCUCAUCAACAAAUUUAGCCCAACAGGAAUUUGAAAUUAGUAACAGAUUUGUACAGUUUGAAUUUGUUGAAAUAGCUGCUUCUUUAAGUUGUUCAUUUCGUAGUUAAUAUGACAAAUAUAAUAGCCAUAUUGACCUUGGUGAGAUUACAUUGAUCAAAAUAUGCAUAGAAUUUCAUUGCAGCAGGUAUUAUUAUUGACAGAUAAUAAUU